Molecule: messenger RNA, 414 nt
Organism: Hemisphaericaspora subhashii
Lineage: Eukaryota; Fungi; Ascomycota; Pichiomycetes; Serinales; Debaryomycetaceae
Exons: 1
Source: RefSeq, a predicted model, not a curated record
UGUCCACUUGAGUUGACUUAUAGAGCAAGUCACCAUUGUGCGUGUGAUCCAGAAAAGGAUUGGACAUACAGGAGUCCUUGUGGGAAGAAAUAUUUCAAAGCUAUGGGAAUUCCACUACCUCAAGCGGCGUUAGAUUUGCUUGAGAGGGAUAAGAAGGCAAAAGAAGCCAAAAAGAAGGCAGAAAAGGAAGCAAAAGAGAAGGAAGCCAAAGAGAAGGCAGAGAAGGAUGCCAAGAUGAAGGAAGCCAAAGAGAAGGCAGAAAAGGAAGCCAAAGAGAAGGCAGAAAAGGAAGCCAAAGAGAAGGCAGUACAGGAAGCGAAGAUGAAGGAAGCCAGAGCGAAGGCAGAGAUGCGACCCGAAGAGGGGGCAGAGAAGCACGCCAAAGAGAUGGCCGAUGGGCAACCAGCAAAAUGA